GGGCGCAGGAGGGGCGGGGCAGCCAUUCUACCCGAGAGCCACGCGAAACAAACAAGCCAAGGACAUGGACUCCCCGCUGCCAGCGUCGCUGUCGCUGUUUGUCCUGUUGAUCUUUCUGGCGAUAAUUAAAGAAAGCUGUCAGGGACCGCACGAGAAGCGCCUGCUGAACCACCUGCUCUCCACCUACAACACCCUCGAGCGACCCGUCGCCAACGAAUCGGAGCCCCUGGAGGUCAAGUUUGGUCUGACCCUGCAGCAGAUCAUCGACGUGGAUGAAAAGAAUCAGAUUCUGACCACAAAUGCGUGGUUAAAUUUGGAGUGGAACGACUACAAUCUGCGCUGGAACGAGACCGAGUAUGGCGGAGUCAAGGACCUGCGGAUCACGCCCAACAAACUGUGGAAGCCCGACGUGCUCAUGUACAACAGCGCGGAUGAGGGAUUCGAUGGCACGUAUCACACCAACAUUGUGGUCAAACAUAACGGCAGUUGUCUGUACGUGCCCCCUGGUAUCUUCAAGAGCACAUGCAAGAUAGACAUCACGUGGUUCCCAUUUGAUGACCAACAUUGCGAAAUGAAAUUCGGUAGUUGGACUUACGAUGGAAAUCAGUUGGAUUUGGUUUUGAAUUCCGAAGAUGGAGGGGAUCUUUCCGAUUUCAUAACAAAUGGCGAGUGGUACUUGCUUGCCAUGCCGGGAAAGAAGAAUACGAUAGUCUACGCCUGCUGCCCAGAACCAUAUGUCGAUAUCACCUUUACUAUACAAAUACGCCGCCGUACAUUAUAUUAUUUUUUCAAUUUAAUCGUGCCAUGUGUGCUAAUCUCAUCGAUGGCCCUCUUGGGCUUCACAUUGCCGCCGGACUCGGGCGAGAAGCUGACGCUGGGAGUUACAAUUCUUCUAUCGCUCACAGUGUUUCUCAACCUUGUAGCUGAGACAUUGCCCCAAGUAUCUGAUGCAAUCCCCUUGUUAGGCACCUAUUUCAACUGCAUCAUGUUCAUGGUCGCAUCGUCGGUGGUGCUGACUGUUGUGGUGCUCAACUAUCACCAUCGCACGGCGGAUAUCCACGAAAUGCCCCCGUGGAUAAAGUCCGUUUUCCUACAAUGGCUGCCCUGGAUCUUGCGAAUGGGUCGACCCGGCCGCAAGAUUACUCGAAAAACAAUACUACUAAGCAAUCGCAUGAAGGAGCUGGAGCUUAAGGAGCGCUCCUCCAAGUCCCUGCUGGCCAAUGUCCUCGACAUCGACGACGACUUCCGGCACACAAUAUCCGGCUCUCAAACAGCCAUCGGUUCAUCGGCAAGCUUUGGGCGACCGACAACGGUGGAAGAGCAUCACACAGCCAUCGGCUGCAACCACAAAGAUCUUCAUUUAAUUCUCAAAGAAUUGCAAUUCAUUACGGCGCGCAUGCGCAAGGCCGACGACGAAGCGGAAUUGAUUAGCGAUUGGAAGUUCGCUGCAAUGGUUGUGGAUAGAUUUUGUUUAAUUGUUUUCACGCUCUUUACGAUUAUUGCAACGGUAACCGUGCUGCUAUCAGCUCCGCACAUAAUCGUGCAAUAAGGACGUUCGAAUUAGACAAUUAAGCUACGGAUACGCGCACACACACACCCACGCCCCCACCCAGGCAUGUCAGUGUGUGCGCGGCGCAAGGAGUUGCCUAGUUAAGCUCAUUUUCAAAAACCAAAACCUAGCGAAGCUGCUUCGAAACAAAGCAAAACCAAAAAAACAAAACAAAAAAUACUAAAAAAUAACUCAAAUAAAAAAUUGUUAAUUACAUUUUUAAGUAAAACCAAGAGCAAAGGAAAUUUCGCUAAAACAAAAAAGAGACAAAAAUCAUGUACUAAAAUAAAAUAUUUUAUGGACAAAGCAAACAAAAAGCAAAAAUUACUGCCGUACAAGAAACCGAAGAAAAAAAGUGUUAAGUAAGCUACACUCGUACACACAAAAACACACACAACCAUAAAAUUCUAAGAGUUAAGCAACCAAAGAAAAUUGAAACAAAAAAUUUGCAUAGGAAUAGCCCAAGGAGGCGGAGCCGGAGACGGAGACGGAAACGGAGUCGGAGAAGCACGAAAGGAUGAGAGGAACAACAAAGACACAUCGCGGGACAGGACACACAAAGGUUAUAUAUGCAGCACACACACAGACAGACACUGACAGAGCCACAUACGUCUAUGUAUUUGUAUGUACAAUAACAGAGUUAUAAGUUAAUUAAUAUGCUGAGUUGUUAUAAUUUAUGUAAGAUGAACAGAUGACAGACCCAGGAUAUAGACAACACACUCACACAGACAAAACACUUAAGAUAUAUGAUAUAUAUAAGAGAUUGUUCCUAUGAGACAUUAGAUAUGUAUUUAAAAUGGCAAAAAACACACACACGCAGCGACAGAUACACAAACACUGAAGCACUUAAUUGAAAAAAAGCAAAAAACAAGGGAAAGAAACCAUUUAUUUGUAGGAGAGUGUAACCGGAAGUGGGAGUAUGUAGGUAUAAAUGUUGGCCUGUUAACCCUUUGUUGUUUGCAUUUUUUAACUGUCAAAAUAUUUUUGUUUUUCUCUUCCGUUUUCAUUUCGGGAUCACGUGGACCAACAAUAUUUUGUUUGAUUGUCCUUUAUUCAAAUUUGCAAGCAAAAUAUGAUCCCAGUGAAGAAACUGUUUGUUUGUUGUCAAAUUAAUAUUCUUGGACUUUAGUUUUGAAUAUUCCAUCUUAUUAUGGUUCGCAGAGAGAGGUCUUGAGAAUUGAGAAGGAGGAUAGCUAAUUGUAAAUGGUAACAAAAUGACACAUAAUAAUGGAUAUAAACAAAAGUAUAUAUAUACACGCAGAUAUAUAUAUUCAUAGUGAAUUGAAUUAAUUUUUAAAUGGCGCAUCCACGAACCCUUCGAAGAGAAGAGGCAUGUUCGUUGAACAUCAUGUUUUUAGAAAAUUUAUUGUUGAAAUAUUAUAGCAAAUCGAUUAAGCAGAAGGACAAAACGACCCGAGGGCAAAACAACCGAGUUAUAGUCACCAAUUAAUUAGUCAAAGUAAUAAUAAUGAUUGACAGAAACAGUGAGGCAGAGAAACCGAAACCGAAACCAAACUAUCGAUACAAGAUGAACAGGUGUAUAUAUAUUUUACGACACAUAUAUCACCACAUACCAUAUAUAUACAUACACAUAUAUAUACGAAAUAUAUAUUUUUAAUAAACCGAGAACGGAAACGAGCAAAACUAAAGACACUAAGCAAAAGCAAAGCAGCGCAAGAACAGAAACCCACUCAAAACCAACCAACCAACCAGCCCAAUUAACUCGAAAUCUAAACCUAAGCCUAAAUCGAAAUCGAAAUCGAGAGAAAAGUAUGAAGUCACAAUUUUGUUGGAAAUUUUGCAUAGUUUUCGGAUGAGUUGUCUCUAUCAGUGUAUAUCCCCUGAGUAUUCCUAAAAACGAGCUUCGAAUUCAGUCUACCCUACUCUGCUCUCCCCCUCACCCAAAGCAAAACAGUGAUAUUUACGGUAUAGCCCCCAAAAAAACGACGUACGAACACUCUAUCCGGAACCCACCUAAGACACCUUUUAACGUGAAUGUUUUCUAAACACACUACAACAACAACAACAAACCAAAAAAAUACCAAAAAAAAAACAAAAAUAAAUGAAAAACCUACCUCCUUGUUACCAAGACGAAAUGUUGACGAAAAGUCAGAUUAGAGACGAAUUACGAAGAAUAUGCAACACUGCCGAGUUAAUCGCACUCCUCUGUCUUCCCAAAAAUUAAAAAAAAACC
This is a messenger RNA of Drosophila ananassae, 3743 nucleotides long. RefSeq names its product acetylcholine receptor subunit alpha-type acr-16 (gene nAChRalpha6). The record is from RefSeq and is a predicted model, not a curated record. The transcript is spliced from 12 exons. The coding region runs from base 65 to 1549 and encodes 494 amino acids. Gene Ontology annotation, molecular function: acetylcholine-gated monoatomic cation-selective channel activity; transmembrane signaling receptor activity. Gene Ontology annotation, biological process: regulation of membrane potential; chemical synaptic transmission; signal transduction. NCBI's taxonomy places the organism in Eukaryota, Metazoa, Arthropoda, Insecta, Diptera, Drosophilidae. Gene Ontology annotation, cellular component: postsynaptic membrane; synapse; neuron projection.